Messenger RNA from Cebus imitator (Panamanian white-faced capuchin), 1517 nucleotides. RefSeq names its product OTU deubiquitinase 6A (gene OTUD6A). Gene Ontology annotation, biological process: protein K11-linked deubiquitination; protein K33-linked deubiquitination; protein K29-linked deubiquitination. NCBI's taxonomy places the organism in Eukaryota, Metazoa, Chordata, Mammalia, Primates, Cebidae. The record is from RefSeq and is a predicted model, not a curated record. The coding region runs from base 61 to 930 and encodes 289 amino acids. Gene Ontology annotation, molecular function: cysteine-type deubiquitinase activity. The transcript has a single exon.
CUGGCCUGUUCUGUACUUGAACUGCCAGCAAAUUUCACCUCCCGCUUGCCAUUCAACAUCAUGGAUGAUCUGCACAGUGAACACCAGCGCAUACUGCGCCGCCACCAACGCGAGAAGAAGGAGCUGCAAGCCCAGAUCCAGAGCUUAAAAAACUCGGUCCCCAAGACCGACAAGAAGAAAAGAAAGCAGUUACUCCAAGACGUGGCCCGCAUGGAGGCCGAGAUGGCGCAGAGGCACCGGCAAGAGUUGGAGAAGUUUGAGGAUGAGAGGAGCUUUGAAUCUGUCAUCGAAGACCUGGCCAAGAUGGAUCUGGAAAACCAGCCUCCCCGCUCCCACAAAGCCCAGAGAAAGCGUGAGAGAAUGGAGGCGCUGGAGAGAGGGCACCAGGGGAGCAACUUCCAGGCUGAGAUGGAGCACCUGGCGGGCUUCCGGCAUGAGGAGGAGGAGAAGGUCGCCGCCAUCCUGGGGGCCAGGGGUCUGGAGAUGAAACAGAUCCCAGCAGAUGGCCACUGCAUGUAUCGCGCCAUUCAAGACCAGCUGGUGUUCUCCACGUCGGUGGAAAUGCUGCGCUCCCGCGCCGCCAGCUACAUGCAGCAGCACGUCGACGAGUUCCUGCCCUUCUUCGGCAACUCCGAGACCGGCGACUCCUUCGGCUACGACGACUUCAUGAGCUACUGCGACAACAUCGUGCACACCACAGUAUGGGGAGGCCAGCUGGAGCUUAGGGCCCUGUCGCACGUCCUGAAGACCCCCAUCGAGGUGAUCCAGGCCGACUCGCCCACCUUGGUCAUCGGGGAGGAGUACACCAAGAAGCCGAUCAUCCUGGUCUACCUGCACUACGCCUGCACCCUCGGGGAGCACUACAACUCCGUGAGGCCAGUCCAAGCCGAGGCCGCCGGGGGCGCAGCGGCGCCCCCGCGUCUCCAGUAAGCCCAACCGCGUCACCGUCGCCGCAUCUCCUCAGUAGGCUCAGUUUAUUUUCCCCCUUUGCUUUUCACUGGGUUUUUUUCCUUCCUUUUACUCAAAACUGCCCCCCCCCCCCACUUUCCUACCCUGCUGCAUUCACAAGGUGGGAAAUGAAAUUCUAGGGAAAUUCCCUGGCAAUAUGAGGGAAAUCUCUGCAUUGCACCACCAGAGGAGCAUAAGUUUGAUAAAUUUAACCUCUUCUAGUCCUUAAGAGUCUUUACCUCCCUCACAGACUAAGAAUUGGUCAUGUUGAGCAUAACUUAGGAUAAAAAAUGGAAAUGCUGGCCGGGCGCGGUGGCUCACACCUGUAAUCCCAGCAAUUUGGGAGGCCGAGGCGGGCGGAUCAUGAGGUCAGGAGCUUGACACCAGCCUGGCCAACAUGGCAAAACCCUGUCUCUACAAAAAAAUACAAAAAUUAGCCGGGCGUGGUGGCGGGCGCCUGUAAUCCCAGCUGCUCGGGAGGCUGAGGCAGGAGAAUCGCUUGACCCGGCAGGCAGAGGUUACAGUGAGCCGAGAUCGCACCACUGCACUCCAGCCUGGAAGACAGAGCC